UGUGAGAAAAGCACUUCCGGUCGGUUUAAUUUUCCCCGAAUUCGAUAAUUACAGGAUUUAACCCGUGUUUACCGCGUCCCCGGCCCGCUCUGUGCCCGGCCCGCUCUGCCUCACCCCAAGCUCGGACUCCCGGCACCCCCCGGGCAGCUUCCCGCCAAAACCUGACAGGAUUCCCGCCAAAUUUAAACCACUUCAGGGACUCACCGCGGGAACCUACCGCUCCCGGCCGCCUGCCUCACGCCAGAAGAUGCCUGCUGUGAAGUUGCCAAUGCGAUACGGGCAUCCAGAAGGUCACACCGAUGUCUGUUUCGAUGAUCGUGCUAGCUGUCUGGUGACUUGUGGAAGUGAUGGAGAUAUACGUAUUUGGGAAAGCUUAGAUGACGAUCCCAGAUCAGUGAACGUUGGUGAAAAGGCUUAUUCUUUUGCUUUAAAGAAUGGUAAAGUGGUUACAGCAUUAAACAACAAUGCUAUUCAGCUGCACACUUAUCCGGAUGGUGACCCUGAUGGAAUCCUGACGCGUUUUACUACACAUGCUAAUCACGUAGUGUUCAAUGGGAACGGCACUAAAAUCGCUGCAGGCUCAGGGGAUUUCUUGGUGAAAGUGGUGAAUGUAGAAGACAGCAGUCAGCAAAAAACUAUGCGUGGACAUGAAGCACCUGUGUUAAGUGUUUCGUUUGACCCCAAAGAUGUCUAUGUGGCCUCUGCGAGCUGUGAUGGAUCUGUAAGGGUUUGGAACAUUGCAUAUCAGAGCUGUGAAGCCAACUUACCCCUACUACAGAAAUGUAAUGAUGUGGUCAAUGCUAAGUCCAUUUGCCGCCUGGAGUGGCAGCCGAAGGCUGGGAAGUUACUUGCCAUUCCUGUAGACAAAUCCAUUCAUCUUUAUGAAAGAGACAGCUGGAAGAGUAGCUUGACUUUAUCGGAUGAUUUUAUUACUCAGCCAGUUAAUGUGGUGACUUGGUCUCCCUGUGGGCGUUACCUUAUAGGGGGGAGCAUUGAUGGCUGUAUUGUAGUGUGGAAUGUAGCAACCAAAGCUUGCAUAGAAAGAAUCAAACAUGAGAAGGGUUACACCAUAUGUGCCCUGGCCUGGCACCCAGCACUUCCCCAGGUCGCCUACACUGACACAGAAGGGAACCUGGGCCUUUUACAAAAUGUCUGCCAAGCUGAGGGGAAAUCAACCGUCCCAAAGGUGCCAAGUCCUGCGACUAAGGAUUAUGAUGCUCUUUUUGAUGGAGACGAGGAAGAUUUUCUGAAUGGAGAUAUGAUUGACCAUCAAGGAUCAGCUGGCAUAGAAGAAGAUGAUGAUGAGCCGUUCAUGCCUGUGUCUGGACGCGGGAGACACAGGGGAUUAUUGGAUGAUGAUGACAACGAUAGUUCGCAAGAUGUUCCUUCUUUGAAGCCCGGAGACACAGAAAAGCCUGACGGAGAUGACAAGACAUCCCUUCUUUCGAUUGUUCCUCAAAAGAUUUCUUAUGAUGGCCCCAAGCCGACACCCCCACAGAAGCCUUUCCAGGCAGGAUCUACCCCAUCACAUCUCAUGCACCGCUUCAUGAUGUGGAACUCUGUUGGAGUUAUCCGUUGCUACAAUGACGAACAAGACAAUGCUAUAGAUGUGGAGUUUCAUGAUACCUCAAUACACCAUGCCUUACAUCUCACAAACACACUGAACCAUACUAUCGCAGAUCUAUCCCAAGAGGCUGUGCUGCUGGCAUGUGAGAGCACAGCUGAACUAUCCAGCAAGUUGCAGUGUCUGCAUUUCAGCUCCUGGGACACCAAUAAGGAGUGGAUGGUGGACAUGCCCCCGGGUGAAGACAUUGAAGCAGUAUGCCUUGGGCAGGGCUGGGUGGCAUGUGCUACCAGCGCUCUGCUAAUUCGUGUGUUCUCGGUAGGGGGUGUACAGAGGGAGAUAUUAAGUCUUCUUGGGCCUGUGGUCUGUAUGGCCGCGCAUGGCGACCAGCUCAUGGUGGUUUAUCACCGAGGUACAGGAUUUGAUGGGGAUCAGUGCCUAGGGGUGCAACUAUUAGAACUGGGCACAAAGAAGAGACAGGUCUUGCACGGAGACCCCCUGCCUGUUUCAAGGAAAAGUUUCCUGGUGUGGCUUGGUUUCACAGCAGAAGGCAGCCCGUGUUACGUGGAUUCAGAGGGCAUACUGCGGAUGUUGAAUCGGAGCCUUGGCGAUUUGUGGACACCUGUAUGUAAUACUCGGGAGCACUGCAAAGGGAAAUCUGACCAUUACUGGGUGGUUGGGGUCCAUGAGAACCCACAGCAGCUGCGAUGUAUUCCAUGUAAAGGGGCAAGAUUCCCUCCGACUCUCCCGCGCCCGGCUGUGGCUAUUCUGCCCUUUAAACUUCCUUACUGUCAGACUGCCACAGAGAAAGGACAGAUGGAGGAACAAUAUUGGCGGUCUGUCCUCUUCACUGGUCACUUUGACUACUUGUCUAAAAACGGUUACGAACACGAUGAAAAUGCAAAAGCAGAUGCUGAGAAGGAGCAGCAGGAACUGCUAAUGAAGAUGUUCGCAUUGUCAUGCAAAUUGGAGCGUGAGUUCCGGUGCGUGGAGCUUGCCGAUCUCAUGACUCCGAAUGUGAUGAACCUGGCCAUAAAGUACGCCUCUCGCUCCAAGAGACUAAUACUGGCCCAGCGGCUCAGCGAGAUGGCUCUAGAGAAGGCAGCAGAGUUGGAAUCUGAUCAGCUGGAAGAAGAGGAGGAUUGCCGGAGCAGGCUGAACGCUGGGAGAACUGACUCUGAGUGGGGCAAUCCACAGGCUAAGCAAGUGAUGCCAGAGCAGGAUAAAGAAAUGGAAGAGCAGCAUGAGCCUGAGAAGCCACGUAAAGCAGUAAAUCCUUUCAGCAGCGUGAGUUCCCCAGAGCAGCCUCCUGCGGAGCCUGGUAAAGGUGUAUUCAGCAACAAAGGCAGAGUUAAUCCUUUUCAGGUCUCUGGCAGUCAGAAAAGCCCAGCAGUUCCAGGUAGUUCCUCUGGGUCUGCCCGCUUCUUGGACAGCCUAAAUAAAUUCUCUAGGAAGCCAGCAACUUCAGGAAACCUUGCUGCAUCUAAAUCUGAUUCGAUUGUGAUUAAACCUCUUGCCCCUAAAGCCAAAAGCAAACAGGGUCAGGCGUCUUUAUUUCAGUCUCUUCCAUUGAAACCCAUUUUCAAGAAAUCUGAAGUUAAAGAAAAAUCCCUUUUGAGUUCACAGCCUGUAGAGCCUGAUGCUGGAGAGAGCAAGCAACCCAAAACAGGCUUUCAGCUUUGGCUUGAUGAGAAUCGCCCGAGUAUUUUGUUGGAAAACCCAGAUUUUGAUGAUUCUGAACUAAUAAAAGAUGGUAUGAGCAGAUUUCGGAAUCUUACAAAUGAAGAGCGCACGCUGUGGAUCGAGAAAGCCAAGGGAGGAUCCAGUGGUGAAAAUAUGGUUGAUUUGAAGAAGAGAAAACAGCCAGAACAGGAAAAUCACCAAUUAAAUGGAAACCAGACCAGUGAAGAUCCAGAUGAUGAGUUCAGAGCUGCAAAGAAGUGCAAGCCUUUAAACCAAGUUACAAAUAAACUGUCUGCAUUUGCAUUUAAAAAAGAUUAGGAAGAGAUUGAUUAGUCCCUACAUUUGACAACGUGGAAUUCGUACUGGCUGAUUUCCACCUAUCAAGCAGUUAUAGUACUAUACCCACUAUUAUACCUAUGGCUUCCGCUGGGUCAUCUGGAACAAUCAAUGGGUGGAUUCUAUGGUCAAAGUGGGACCAUUAGCCAGUCGAUUAACCUCUUGAAACGUCUGCUUGCUAUGUGGAGCUGUAAAGACGUUCAUGGUCAAUGUGUUGAACUGUUAAUGUUGACUUUGUGUUCGCUGCUGUAAAUAAAGUUUAUAGUGGGUUUAUAUAGAGAGACUUCCCACAAAGUUGUAACAA
Molecule: messenger RNA, 3887 nt
Organism: Pelobates fuscus (common spadefoot toad)
Lineage: Eukaryota; Metazoa; Chordata; Amphibia; Anura; Pelobatidae
Gene: WDHD1
Product: WD repeat and HMG-box DNA binding protein 1
Exons: 26
Coding region: 248-3565 (1105 amino acids)
Biological process (GO): mitotic cell cycle; DNA repair; DNA-templated DNA replication
Cellular component (GO): nuclear replication fork
Molecular function (GO): chromatin binding; protein binding
Source: RefSeq, a predicted model, not a curated record